Messenger RNA from Vitis vinifera (wine grape), 2936 nucleotides. RefSeq lists its product as uncharacterized. The record is from RefSeq and is a predicted model, not a curated record. NCBI's taxonomy places the organism in Eukaryota, Viridiplantae, Streptophyta, Magnoliopsida, Vitales, Vitaceae. Bases 264 to 1694 code for a protein of 476 amino acids. The transcript has 15 exons.
UCAUCGUGGGCAGCCACGUCACCCCAAACUUGCAAGAAAUGCUUUGGCGCUUUGCCUCGGGGCUAAAAGCGCCUGCAGUGGAAUGGAUCCCAGGGAACCCUGGGGUUGGCGUCAAAGGCACGUGUCUUGGCGCCCGGUUGGUAUUAAAGGUGCAGUGGAAAGAAUUUGGCGGCGAAGAAAGCGGGCGGCAGGAGAUUAGAGAUUGAGAGAGAAAAUGAGUAGGUGUUCGAGGGGAGAAAAGGAAGCCAUGAAAUCAACCAACAAUGGGGAAAAAGAAGAAAGAUAUCAUUCAGUUGGAUCGCGAAUCCGUGAUUCCGAUUCACAAACCCAAGCUUAUCAUCACCUUGUCCAGCCUCAUUGAAGAUAGAUCAGAGAGGGACGAGUUUCUCAAGUUCUGCAAAAGAGUUGAAUACACAAUCCGAGCUUGGUAUAUUCUACAGUUUGAGGAUAUGAUGCAAUUGUACUCCCUCUUUGACCCCGUUCACGGGGCCGAGAAAUUGGAGCAGCAGACCCUGUCUCCUGAAGAAGUUGAUACUCUUGAGUUGAAUUUCUUGGCAUACCUGUUUCAGAUGAUGGAUAAAAGCAACUUCAGGCUAACAACAGAUGAUGAGGUUGAGAUUGCACUUUCUGGGCAAUAUCGUCUGAAUCUUCCUAUCAUUGUUGAUGAAUCUAAGCUUGACAAGAGGCUUUUGAGGAGAUAUUUUGCAAAGCAUCCUUAUGAAAACCUUCCACACUUUGUUGACAAGUACAUAAUCUUCCGACGUGGCAUUGGAAUUGAUAAAAUGACCGGUUACUUCAUCAAUGCAAAAGUCAACACAAUCAUUGUACGUUUUUUCGGAUCUCUUUUCAGAUGGACUGGGAUAAGUAGAUGUUUUUAUGGAAAGUCUAGUUCACAGUGUAAGAAAGAACAAGAAAACCCUAUUCAGAUUAGCACUGAAGCUGAGCAAGAUGGCCUAUCUGUUGAACGAAUCCAUAUCGAAAAUAUGAAGCUCAGUAUCUCAAAUCUAAUGAACAAGAUCACAAUCCAGGAACCUACUUUUGAUAGGAUAAUUGUUGUUUACAGGCGGAUUAGUAAGAAAGAAAAAUUGAAACGAGGAAUAUAUGUGAGGCAUUUCAAAAACAUUCCAAUGGCUGAUAUGGAAAUUGUUCUUCCAGAAAAGAAAAAUCCAGGUUUAACUCCAAUAGACUGGGUCAAAUUCCUUGUUACUGCUGUGAUUGGGCUGGUGACUGUAAUUAGUUCACUCAGCAUGUCAAAAGUGGAUAUUCGGGUCAUCUUUGCCAUCCUCUCCACACUGAUUGGUUACUGUGCCAAGACAUACUUAUCGUUUCAGAAAAAUUUGAAUGAGUACCAGAACUUAAUCACACGGUCCAUGUACGACAAACAACUGGAUAGUGGAAGGGGAACUCUGCUUCACUUGUGUGAUGAUGUGAUUCAACAAGAAAUAAAAGAGGUAAUUAUUUCAUUCUUUAUAUUGAUGGAGCAGGGCAAAGCUACUAAACAGGAUCUUGACCUGCACUGUGAGGAACUAAUUAAAGAAAAGUUUGGUGAGACUUGCAAUUUUGACAUUGAUGACGCAGUUCAAAAGUUACAGAAGUUAGGCAUCAUUUCCCAGCUUUUAGCUAAAAGGAUGUUGCUAUGGAAACUACAAACAUACCUAAGGAAAAUACCAAGGUACCGAAUUAGCACCUAUUGAACUCCUCGUCUAGGCCAUUGGAUGAGGAUACAAACAAAUGGAACUAAGGUAUAAGGAUACACAUGAAUAAAACUUGUGUACACUGACACCUUUUCGAUACUUCCUAAAAAUAUCAGUAAAAGAAUACCAUGUUAAUUCAAAGUGUUAGAGGGUGUUUGGUCUAUUGACUUGAUGAUUUAAUAUAACUUAAUAACUUAAUUUAAAUCAUUAAAUAGAUUAAACAUUUUUCGUAAAAUAACUUAAUAUUACAAUUUAAAGUUAAAAAUAAAUUUAUUGCUUAAAUAGAUUAAGCAUCUUUUACAAUAAAUUUUUUGUAGUAUGCAUCUAUAAUAUUUUAAAUAUGGAUAUUUAACGAAUAAAUUUAUUGCUUAAGAUUAUUGAAAGUAUAAUUAUUAGUAAAAGUUAAUGAGAGAAAAUAUAUCAAUUUGAUGAUUUAGAAUAAAUUUUAAAUUAACUUUACUAAGCAACCUUAAUACUUCAAGUAAAAAUUAAGUAAUAGGUUUUAAGUUAAUAAUUUAAGAAUAAUUUAAUUUAACGAUAACUUAAGUUAUUAAGUAAUAAAUAUUAAGUUUUAUCAAACACCCUUUUAAUGGAAGAUAUUCACUUGAUUGAUUGAUUAAGUUACUACUUUGUCAAGACUCUAGUAGGGACUCCAAACUGCUAUAGAAAUGUGCGGUUCCGUUGGUGAAAAUAUUCCGCUCAUUCUUUUUGCAGAAAAAUGUAUGCAGAAUUUAUUGACUAGAAACUGCAAUGAUACAUUACUAUGGAAUCAAAACUAGUACUUGUUUAUUAAAUUAAGAGCUAAUCUAAUGUUUCCCCUUAUUAGCAAGUAACUUUUGAACUCAGGAUGAUGUUGGAAGGUAUUCUUGCAUAAGUUUGGAGCAUGCCAAUGAGACUAUUGGCACCACCACAGAGGAAAUUGUCAAGGCAAAACAGGGUGCUUGGAAUAUUUGAUGCUGUUUUGGAGAUGCAAACUCAUUCCAUCUCUGUAAGUGAUUCAAACAUCUAAUGCCUUGGCAGAUAUCUAUGGCUUGAUACUUCUUCUCUCAAGCCUCUCCAGACCAACACUUGGUGGUAAGAAUUCUUCAAUUGUGUGCAUAUUUUUGCUUGGAGCAGUCAAAUUGGAUAGGUUGUUUUUAACCUGCAAAACAAGGCAGUGUUAAUAGUUACAGUCUAUACAGAUUUGGCAGUAAAAUGUACAUAAUGUUGUUUUUUAUUUAUGGUCAUAGAUUUUAUUGUGUA